This is a messenger RNA of Salmo salar (Atlantic salmon), 996 nucleotides long. NCBI's taxonomy places the organism in Eukaryota, Metazoa, Chordata, Actinopteri, Salmoniformes, Salmonidae. The record is from RefSeq and is a predicted model, not a curated record.
CCAAAAUCACAGUAUGACGUGUGGUUCAGAAUCGCCAUUCAAAGGAUGACGUACCACAUAUGCGGCGAGAGGAAGACCGCACAUGAAUGGUUUGAUUGGUAAAAUUAUUUCCACCUUUUAAUGGGUUGAUUGUAGUCUAUUCGGGUGUUUGAGAUUAUUCCGACUCGGACUGCAAUGAAAUCAACGUCGCUCCCGCUACCCAGCUCCUCCCUCCCUCACUUGCUGUUAGUUUCGCUUAUUAUCAAACAGAUCAACUGGCAAGAACAGCUACAAGAACCAAGGAUGAAGAAAUUCUUCUCUGUUUUGACUGGGAAUACCCUGGGGUCUCAUGAGGAAUUAAUUCAUCGUCUCGCUGCCAAAAGACACUUAACUGAAGUGACGUCACUAGAGGAGAGUGAUGUUACCCUGGCUUUCUGUCCCAUCGUCUCUCGUGCUGGGACUGAUGUUGAAGCAGCAAUGCAGCAGAUUCCAGCUGGUAAACCUGUCAUUCUGGUAGUGCUGCAUCACACCUUCGAUCCAGACUACACUGUACCUGACAGUAGCAGACUAAUGACCAGAGGUGAUGUAAUACUCACAGUGGACUGUCUCUUCCAUGAGAGCAAAGGACUACUGAAGUGUCCUCGCAAUAAAGAAGCAAUUAGAAAGAUUCUGGACAGGCCAGAAAUACAGCCAAAGGUGAGAAAAGAAACCAAGGGGAAGGCCUGUUGCUGCAGCAUUUCCUGAUGAAAGGUCCAAGAAACGAGGCAGUGCACACUCACACCUGAAGAUGAAAAGAUGACGAGACCAACCUGUCUUUAGAAGUGUGUGAGACAGUGUGAUCAGCAGUAAAACACACCACUGUAAUCAUUGUAUAAUUCACACAUUGGCUUUUUGGAAGGGAUUCUGAAUGAAUGAAAUCAAUGGUAGGAAGUACAUAUUCAAGUAAUUUCUUGUUUGAAUGCAUAUUACUUUGUCUAUGUACAUAUUAAUCUCAAAUAGAAUUAAUUACCACAGUGA